Molecule: messenger RNA, 6354 nt
Organism: Lodderomyces jiufengensis
Lineage: Eukaryota; Fungi; Ascomycota; Pichiomycetes; Serinales; Debaryomycetaceae
Exons: 1
Coding region: 1-6354 (2117 amino acids)
Source: RefSeq, a predicted model, not a curated record
AUGAGUUCAGAAGGUAAAUUUUUUAAUAAAGUAAAAAAUGCUUUCAAAAAUGAUAAAAGUAAUGAAUCAUCACCUCAAAAUUCACCAAGAGCUUCAAGAUCUUCAAAAUCAGGUUCAACUUCAUCAGAUCCUAAAAAUGUGUUGAAAGAAUCAAAAGUUGAAGGUGAAAAACAAGCUGUUCAUGAUAAACAAGGUAGUACUUCUGCUUCAAAAACAGAUGGUAUAGCUACAGCCGGAACUGGAGCUGAUACUACUUAUGGAGGAGCAGGUAAUUAUUCACAUUCUCAAACUGGACAUUCUUCAGAACAUGAAAAUAUUUUGAAAGAAGCUUUUAAAGAAGGAGAGAAAUUAUUUCAUCAUCAUUCAAAAACUGGAAAUACAGGAGUUCUUCAUGGUGGAACCGCAUCCGCUGGGGCAGCAGCCGGUGGAAUUGGUGGUUAUUCAGCAGGGUCCAAAUUUGAUCAAAAAUCUACAGUACCAGAUUAUUCAAGUAAAGGUAAUGAUGUUGUUUCAAGCUCUUCAAAAGGUAGAGUUGUAACUUCUCCACCAAGAAGAUCAAGAGAACCAUUAAGUCAUGAAACUCCAGGUGAUUAUUCAAAUGCAAAAAACCCAAUUGAUUCUUCAGUUAUUUCAGGUGGAAAUUCAGGUUAUCAAGAUAAAGGAGUUUAUGAUAACUCUAAACCAGCUUAUAGUGAUGGAGCAGAAACAGUUCAAGGUCAAGGUAAAUUUUUUGAUCCAAAAGAUACUCAAGGUGGUGUAUUAGGUGCAGCAGUUGGAUCAACAAGUACAGCCAGUGCUUAUAAUCAAGACAAACUUGGUUCAUCACAUGAAGAAGCUACUAAAGCCAAAUAUGUUGAUGAAGAUAAAUUAAAAACUAAACCAACAGCUUAUGCUCAAGAAGAUAAGGAAAGAGAACAAUUAGAACAACUUAAACAAGAAGCAUACCGCGAAGGUAAUAAACAAGGUAGAAAAGAUGUUCAAGAAGAUCCAUCAUUAUUAGGUUCAAGACAAAUUGGUGGUUCUGGUAUUUCUAACGAUCAAAAAGAUAUUGAUAAACAAGCAGUUCACCAAGAAAAUAAAUCUGCUUAUAAUCAAGGUGGAGUUGCCGAAGUUUUGGAAAAAGAACACGGUCAAUCAACACCAUCAAAUAAAAGAAAUGCUGAUCAUGAUAAUAUUAUUAAAACUGGCGGUGUAGUUUAUGGUGGUUCAGGAGUUGCCUCGUCAGGAAGAGAUAACUACGACCCUGUUGCCACUGAUAGAAGAAUUUCAGACCUUGAUGCUCAAAUUAACCAAACUGACAACAAAAUUAAACAAUUAAGAAGUGAUCCAAGUAAUGCUUCAACUUAUGCAGUUAGAGAUGAACCAAUUAAAACUCCAAAAUUAUCAGAUGUUCACGAUGAUUAUGAUCAUGACGAAUUUAAAGAUGCUCAAACUGACAGAAAUACUAAUGAUAAUGCUGAAAGAACUGGAGUUUUUGCUGGAGCUGGAGGGGCUUUAGCCGCCGCAGCUGGUUAUUUAGGUUUCAAAGGUACUCAACCAGAAGAUAAGGUCACAAAUGAUUCAUACCAUCAAGGUGAAUACAUCGCUAUCAAAGAAGAUGUUUAUAAUGCUGGUUUCAAACAAGGUAAAGAUCUUUAUGAUCCAAGUGCCACUACUACAACCAAUAGAACUGUCGGAAAUUCGACAAAUUCAGGUAUCAAUGCUAAAGAUGUUGAAUCAAAAGCUUAUGGUGAAGGUUAUCAUCAAGGUAGAAAUGAACAAGGUGGAAUUAUUGAAGAAGCUAAACAUGCUGUUGAAGGAGUUACUGCAGUUGCUGCCAGUUACUUGGGUUAUGGAGCUGGUCAUGAUCAAACUAGUACAAAUAGAGGUGUCGGCUCAGCUUCAACUACUUCACCAGAACAUAAAGAUAUUUUAGAUUCAUCUUAUCAAGCUGGUAAACAAAGAUAUGAGAAUGAAAGGGCUGGUCAUACUUAUUCAAACCAACCAGGUCAAGAAACUUUUGUUGAAAGAGCUGAAGCAAUAAUUGAAGGAGCCACAGCCAGUGCAGCUAGUUAUUUAGGUUUAGAAUCAUCAAAACCACACAGUGCUAUUGAAGGUCAUCAACAAUUAUUAAGAGAAGCUUAUGAAGCUGGAAAAGCAAAAGGUGAAAAAGAAAAAUCAGCUUAUGGUAGUGGUAACACUUCAACUUUAGACCCAGCUAAUCAAAGAUCUCAACAACAAGGUGGUGGUGUUUGGCAAGAAGCUAAAGAAGUUGCCAGUGGCACUGCAUUAGCCGCUGCUGGGGCCGGAGUUGCUGCUACAAACUAUGCUAGUGAUAAAUUAGGUUAUGGAUCAAAUAAUAAAGCUGAUGAUGAUUAUGAUUCUCAUAGAACCACUAGUACCGUUCCAACUGAUAACAGAGUUGAAAACUCGCAAAAGAGUUCAUCAAACGAGCCAGGUUACUUAGCUUCAGCUGGAGCUACUAUUGGAGGCGCUGGAGCAGCUAUUGGAAAUGCUCUUGGUUAUAAUCAAACUCCUCAACAAAAACAACAAGAUGUCAAAGACUCUCUAUUAACUGAUGCUGAAAAAGUUGAUCCAUCAAUUGAGAAAUUACCAGCUCAUAAAACCAACAGAAAGGAACUUAAACAAGAAGAAACUUUAGCACCAAAAGCCACUGAUGAAGAAAAACAUAUUGUUGAAAGUAACCAACUUAAUCAAGCUGAAAAAGAUGUUGAUGCUUGGAAUAAAAAACAUGGUUUUACAAAUCCAAAAGGUUCAUUAAUUGAUGCUGCUGAAGAAGCUGAUCCAUCAAUUGAAAAUUUACCUGCUCAUAAAACCAACAAAAAGGAAUUAAAAGAAGAAAAAACUUUAGCCCCAGACGCCACUGAAGAAGAAAAAGAAAUUGUUGAUGCUAAUCAAUUUAAAGACAUGGAAGAUGAAGUUGCAGCUUACAAUAAAAAACAUGGUUUCACAAACACUAAAGCUUCAUUAAUUGAAGUUGCCGAAGAAGCUGACCCAAAAAUUGAAAAGUUACCAGCUCAUAAAGGUCAAUCAGUUGAUAAAGAAUUAGCUAAUAAAUCCGAUUCCACUUCUGGUGCUGAUGUCCAAGCUUUACCAGCUAAUCAUCCAACUGCGAGGCAUACUGAAAUAAAGGAAAGUUUAGGUCUUCCAACAGGUGAUUCAUCAAGUAAAAAAUCAGUUGAUAGUGGUAAGAAAUCAGUAAGUGACGACAGCUCAAAAUCCAAGGAUUAUGAAGAAUCUGACAACAACAAUAGAUCAAGUAGUGGUGCUGGUAUUGGAGCAGCUGUUGCCUCAGCCGUUGGUUUAGGUUCAGGUUCAAAUUCAGAUAAUUCAUUAGAUUCAGAUUUCAAAAAAGAAUUAUAUCAAGAAGGUUUUGAAAAAGGUAAAUUAGAUACUCAUACUUCAUCUCAUAAAAGAAAUGUAUCUGGUGCCUCAUAUAACACUACUCAACCAAUUGGUGCUUCUGAAAUUAGAGAUAAACAAAAUCAAUCUUUAGAUAAUACAACCAAAAAGGAAAUCUAUGAACAUGGCUACAAUAAAGGUUUGAAAGAAAAAGAUUCUCAACACUCGAACCACACUGGUAGAGAUGUAGCUAGUGGUGGUAUUCUUGGUUCACUUUUGGGCCACAAUAAAGAUACUGAAAACCAGUCUUUAGAUCAUUCAACCAAGAAAGAAAUUUAUGAACAUGGAUAUAACAAAGGUUUGAAAGAUAAAGAAUCUCAACAAUCAAACCAUACCGGUAGAGAUUUAGCCGCUGGUGGUAUUACUGGAGCAACUUUAGACCAUGGUUUAAAGAAAGAAUUAUAUGAACACGGUUUCAGAAAAGGUAAAUCAGAUCAUGAAAGUGUUGGUCAAAAAUUAGAAGAUUGGUUCAAAAAAGAAUUAUAUGAACAUGGUCACAAAAAAGGUACUGAAGAUCAUGCUCCUCGUGGUCUUUAUGGUGGUACAGCUUCAUUAGAUCCAGUUUUAAGACAACAAUUAUAUGAACAUGGACAUGCUCAUGGCCACAAAGUUCAAGGGCAACAACAAGGUUCAUCAAUUGGUGGUUCAGGUUUAGACUCAAAAUUAAAACAAGAUUUGUAUGAACAUGGCUAUGCUAAAGGUAGUACUGAAAAGAAACAACAGAGGGAUGAUUACAUCCAUAACAAACCAUAUGGUACUUCAAAUAAAGAGGCUACUGCCUUAGGUGCCGCCGCUGGUUAUGGUACUAGUCAAAGACAUCAAAACGAGUAUGGUCAACCAUCAGAACGUGCUCAACUCGAUAGAAAUUCUGAGUUAGUUGGUGAAAAUACAGCUCAUAAAAGAGGUCAAGAUACUGAAGAUAAUUUAGUUGUUGAAGUUGUUGGUAUUGAAGAUAAAGUAGAAGCAUUAAGAACUGCUAGAAAUGCUUCAAAAAAAUUAGAUGAAAGAGGUGUUGAUUUAACUUCGGGUAAAUUAAUUAUUGAUGCUAAUAAUAGAGAAAUUUAUAAGGAGGAAUAUGUUUCAGAAAGGGAAAUUCCAAGUCAAGGUUACAGUGGUUCAUCUGGAGCUGCUCCAGAAGUUUUAGGUCAAAGUAGAGCUGCUGGUUUCACUCAAGGUACUCAACCGAAUUUUGGUACUACUGGUCACAAUGAUACUUCAUACAGAGGUGAUGGAGUUGGUAAAAGAACCGAAGUUGAGCCAGAAACUUUAGGACAAACCAGAGCCGCUGGAUUUACUCAAGGUACUCACCAACAUCAACCGAAUACUCAAUAUGAAGGUGAAGGCGUUGGCCAAAGAACCACUUUAGGUGCUGGUCAAGGUAAUCACACUGGUAGCCAAACUGCUGGUAAUCAUACAAAUGAAUCAGAAAUUGCUAAACAAAGACUUCAUGAAGCUGCUAGAAACAAAGCUGGUUUAACCGCUGGUACUUCAUCAACUAACCAUCAAGGUACUUCACCAUCCUCAAAAUCAACUUCAGGUACUAAAAACCAUGAUGAUGAAAUUUUUGUUAAUGUUAAAGGUAUUAAAGACAAUGCCCUUGCCACAAAAAUUGCUAGAGCCGCAGUUGCAAGAUUACAAAAAACUCAUGGUUCAGUAAUUUCAAAAGUUAAAGAAUUACAAGUUGAUGCAAGCUCAGGUAUUGUUAGAGAUGAACAUGGUAAUGAAAUUGCUAAAUAUACUGAUUUAGCUGUUGAAGCUCAACAAUCAAGUAAAUCAAGAAGUCAAGAAUCAAGUCCAAAAAAAUCAACUUAUGGUCAUUCACCAAGUUCUUCAAAAUCUUAUGGUACAAAUACUGGUCCAACUAGUUCAUCCCAUGGUGCUACAACCAGUAGUGCUCUUGCUGGUUCAGGUAUUGCCGCCGCUGCCGCCUCAGAAGCAUCUCAAAAGCAUCCAAGUUCAAGUUUAACUGAACCAACUCAUCACACAAGUGCCAACACAGGUAAUUAUUCUAGCAAAUCUGCUGAACCACCAUACCCACAAGGUAUUCCAGCUACUAAAGAAGGUCAUCAAACUAGUGGUGUCAGUGGUAUUGGUCAUGGUAGAGAUACUUAUGAUGAAAGCAAAAUUCACUCAACUGGUCAUCAAAAUGCUUCAACUGGUUAUGGUAACACUUCAUCAACUGGUUAUGGUAAUACUUCAACUACUGGUAGUACUUCAUCAACCGGUAACUAUUCAUCAUCAUCAAGUGGAUUACCAUCACAUCAAAAUUAUGAUAAUCAAAAUGUUACUGGUAAUACUAGAUCAACUGAUGGCCCAUCAUCAUCAACCUCAAGAGGAUAUGAAAGCCAACAACAAGGAUCAACUACUCAAGGUGGAUUAGCUGGUUUAGCUUCAAGUAUUGUUGGAGCUUCAGGUGUUGGAAGUGCUUUAGAAUCAUUAGGUGUAACUGGAGGUAAUAAAACUCAUGAUAAUUCCGGUCAUGAACAUAAAACUUCAUCAUCAACUUAUGAAGAUUCAACAAGAUCACCAAUUUCUGAAUCUCAUUUAUCUGGUUCAAACGCUUAUCCAAAAUCAGCUGUUGAUGCUUAUUCAUCAUCUUCAAAUACUACAAGUUUAGAUAACAAAAUAAAUGAUGCUUCAACAUCAAGUUAUAUUCCAGAAUCUGGAUUAUAUUCAAAAUCAAUUCCAAGUGAAUUCUCAAGCAAAAAAACUUCAACAACUUCAAGAGAUCAAUCUGGUGUUAUUGCUUCAGAAUAUUUAAAUAAAGAAUCAACAAAUUUACCAGAAACUUCUCAUACUUCAAAUACUGCUGCUCAUAACAUAAGUUCAGGAGUUACUGGUUCUGGUAUUGGUUCAACCACAUCUGCUGCCCGUGGUCAAACUGCUACCGAUAAUUUUGAUGAAGCUAAUACUUCUUCUGGUUCAUUCUCAAUGCCAGGUGCUUGGAGUUAA